UUAAAAAAAAUAAAAUAAAAUAAAAGAAAAAAAAUUACCCCUGUUUGUAGAGAGAGGAGAGAGAAGUGAGAGGAGAGAGAGAAGAGAGAGAAGGGGGAGGCCACAAUGGGUAAGGUAGUGGAGAAGAAGAAGAAGAAGAAAGGAAGACCAUCUCUUUUAGAUCUCGAAAAGCGAAAUCUCAGAGAACAACAACAACAGCAGCAGCAGCAACAACCACAGCAAAAGAGAAACCCUAACUCUAACCCUUAUUCCAAUUCUAAUUACAGAAACCCUAUCGUUCCCAGUCCUAACCCUAACCCUAACCCUAACCGUCGAUUAACUCGCCGUAACCCUUACCCUGAAGGAAUCCCUGCCGCAGAUUCCGAGGGAGCUGUUGCCGUAGAUGAGGAUGAUGACGAUGAUGAUGAUGAUGAUGACGAGGAUUCCAACGGUAAGCGUAAGGAGAAGAAACUCAAAUUCGUCCUUCGAAUACCUUCGAAUCAGCAACCUAGAUCUUCUUUGAAUACUUCACUGAAUUCUGGUUCGUAUGGCUCUGAUUCCAAUGCUGAGGAUGAUAACUCUGGUACGCCCCAUAAGAAGCGGAAGAUUAAUGCCGUUAGGGAUGGAUCUGGUCCCGGGGAUGUUCAAAAGGGAGAAAAUCCGAAGCCUGCCUCAAAAGGGGAAGAGUCAGGGUCACCGUUGGAGUCUGGACCCACAACACCUUUACCGGACAAAAAGUUGCUGUUGUUCAUCCUUGACAGGCUUCAAAAGAAGGACACUUAUGGAGUGUUCUCUGAACCGGUGAAUCCAGACGAACUUCCGGACUACCAUGAAGUCAUUCAGGAUCCAAUGGAUUUUGGGACUGUGAGAAAGAAAGUGACAGGAGGAGCCUAUGCGAACUUGGAACAAUUUGAGAAAGAUGUCUUCUUGAUCUGUUCAAAUGCAAUGACAUAUAAUGCACCGGAUACCAUUUACUACCGACAGGCACGAUCCAUACAAGAGCUGGCACAGAAGAAUUUUGAAAAUUUGAGGCAAGAUAGUGAAGAUAAUGAACCACAACCAAAGGUAGUGAGGAGAGGUAGACCACCAACUAAACACCUGAAAAAACCACUAGGAAGGCCUCCUUCUGAGCGUGCUGGAUCUGAGUUUUCUUCUGAUGCUACUCCGGGAGACAAUUCCAUCUGGCAAAACAGUUAUGAUCAAAGAAAAGGAUCUCUUUUGGAUAGGACUGGGAUUUCUGAUGCAUCAGGGAGGACUUUUCAUGGAUCCCACAACAGUGAAGCUUAUACUAGUUGGUUCGCUGAGCGGACAAAUGAGAAAAAUGAUGAAUUUCCAGGGUCUGGUUUGAAAGGUAUGUCAGUGAAGUACUGGAAGAAACAGUUUGUUUCAGAUGAAAGCAGGCGCAACACCUACAAUCAGUUUCAUCCAUCAGCUGUUGGAUGCAAACCAUCAGUAUUUACCGUUUUUGAUGGGGAGCCAAAGCACCUAUUGACUGUGGGGCUUCAGGCAGAAUUUGGUUAUGCAAGGAGCCUGGCUCGCUUUGCUGCAAAUCUUGGGCCCGUUGCUUGGAAGAUUGCCUCUCAGAAGAUUGAAAGGGCACUGCCUGCUGGACUGAAGUUUGGCCCGGGUUGGGUAGUAGAAAAUGAUGCGCCACAGCCACAAGUACAAGUACAAGCACCAUCUCAGCCUGUGCAGCUGCUACCACAACCCUCUUCCCUACCGAAGAUCUUAAAAUCAACUGCUACCAUGCAUGCAGUUGAGCCUGGAGAUAAAACAUCAGAAAAGGACUCUUCAAAUAACCCUACAUCAGAUGGCAUACAUAGCAAGCUGCCUCCACCAUCUUCUGCUUCCUCUUCUACAGUCCAUAUUAGAACUCCUGAGCCAACUACAAAAGCAGAAGCUGCUGGAGGAUUAAAUUAUGAUAGUGGGCUCGGUUUAUUGAAUAGCAGUGGUGGUGGUGGUGCUGUCAGGCCUAGGCCUCCCUUUCAGAUCCAUCAGAGUCCUCUAAUCCAGAACACUUUGAAUGGUUUAGCUGGUGGAACUGUGUUUAAUGUUUCACCUCAGAUGGGGAAACUGGUAAGGACUAGCAGGCCAGCGGGGACCUUUGGUUCGGAGGCUACAAUGGCUUCAGCAAUGCAUUCCAUGGUCGCCAGAAGCAAUAACUUUACCCAUCCAAUACCUGUUGGCCAUUCAGAAUCUGAGGACCACAAGCUGUCGGCGAGUUCAAAUACAAUAAGUUCAGUGGCGGUGUUGCCAGAUUCUAGCCAAGAAUCACAGUUGGUACCUGGAGUGGUGCACCGUAAGCCAUUGUGGGGCGGGUUGUCGUUGCACCAGAAAACAGAUUCAGUUCCACCUGACCUGAAUGUUAGAUUUCAAUCACCAGGGUCUCCAAGUUCUAGUGUGCCGGUUGAUUCACCUCAGCCAGAUUUAGCAUUGCAGCUCUGAGGAUCAUUUAGUUAUUCUUCUUUUUCGCUUUAUUUUUUCUUUUGGGUGGGGGAUUGGGGUUUGUCUGGGCAGGCGGCAAUUGGUAGGAGUUGGAAGCUCCUGGGAAUGGGAGGGAGGCAUAGAGGGUCUCUAGAUAAGCUGGUAGGGCAUAGUCACACACAAUCGUGUUGUAAAAGAGUAGGGGAAUUGUCUGUACAGAUUAAUGUAUUCUAAUUUAUGGUCCAAAUUUAGGAGGAAAAGCCUGAAAAAGAAAAGUUCAUUUGUAUUAUGGAAAAAGUUACCUGAGCUAUUUGGGCAGGGUAUGCUAACAAAUCUCUGUCUAUCUAUUUUCAUUUUGCA
This is a messenger RNA of Macadamia integrifolia, 2763 nucleotides long. RefSeq lists its product as uncharacterized. The coding region runs from base 106 to 2424 and encodes 772 amino acids. The transcript is spliced from 9 exons. Lineage: Eukaryota; Viridiplantae; Streptophyta; Magnoliopsida; Proteales; Proteaceae. Gene Ontology annotation, molecular function: protein binding. The record is from RefSeq and is a predicted model, not a curated record.